Serpula lacrymans var. lacrymans S7.9 is the source of this 402-nucleotide messenger RNA. RefSeq lists its product as uncharacterized. The record is from RefSeq and is a predicted model, not a curated record. The transcript has 2 exons. The coding region runs from base 1 to 402 and encodes 133 amino acids. NCBI's taxonomy places the organism in Eukaryota, Fungi, Basidiomycota, Agaricomycetes, Boletales, Serpulaceae.
AUGCAGAGACUGGAGUGCUGCUUGUACCCAUUACCGCCCCCUUGUGCAAUGCAGCAGGCUGCAAGGUUCCUUAGACGAGGUCUUGAAACCUUGUCUGAUGGCGCGAUCAAAAAGGCCACUUCAUUGAAGUAUGCUAGCCAUGAAAGGAUAUAUCACAACAUUCUAGCUACGGCCUGGAAAAUUGAGGAGAAAGAAAGAGCAAUUAGCUUUCUGAAUCAAGCUCAGAGUGACUACAAGCAGUCGCUAUCUAUUGCUGAUACCGACUUGGAAGAGUUGAAGGAUCACCUACACAUGCAUGGGCUGGACGCCGCAGAGAAAGAUGAUAUUGACCCAACCAAUGAAGAAUCAGAUGGCAAUGAUUCUUCAUCUGAACCACAGGCAAGCUCUCCUGGUAGUCUUUGA